AUGAAAAAUUAAAAUAUAAAUCUUUAUUGAUUGAAAAACAAAAGAAAACCUUACAGAUUACCAAUAGUAAUGAAAAUAGAAAAUUUUUGGAAAUGCAUGAAGAAACCCACCAAACACAGACAAAAAAAAAUGCAAUGAUCACACCAACUAUAAUCUACCAAACUAUUUAUAUUCAUUAUAAUAAUAAUGGUCAACAAUUACAAAAAGAACUUAGUGAACUCGAGCAAAAGUCUCAAGCACUAGAUUCAACUACUGUUGAACCUUCAGUCAAUCAGCAAAAUUUAAAAAAAACUAUGCUCGCUUUAGCUGCUAAGCAAAUCUUUGCUAAAACUCGAAAAGAAACAAUCAAAAGCCUAAUUAUUACUUAUCAAAAGAUAAGUAAAUCUGAUAAAAAAUUUGAUAAAUUAGACAAGAUAGGUGGAUAUAUUGGUGAUGCAGGAGAAUUUGCUAGCAUUUUUCCAGGAGGUUCAAUUCCUAUUAAAUUAAUAGGUAAAGGCAUUUCAUUAAUCGCCAAUAUUUUUAAGAGUUAUUUUCACAUUAAACAUAGUCAAAACUUCAAAGACUACUUACUUAAAGAUAGUAAAAUAAAUCCUACUAUUAUUGAAAUGCUCAAAUUGGAUGAUCAAAAUCAAUUUGACAAAUAUGAUGUUUUUGAAGUAGGGGAUAUUCAUAAAAAUGCCAAACUAAAGUCUGAAGAUAUGCAAAAAGCUAUUGAAUUACUCACUGAUAAUUUUGAUGGAUUUAUUCAAGAACUACGUCAAGAAACAGAAGAAUGCACUGAAAAGAUAGAAUUUCUUUUUUCAGAAUCGGAAGGUGAACUUUUGCAAAAAGAAGUUACCAAAUUGUUAAACAAAUUAGCUGACCAGAUUAAAGAAAGUGAACCAAAUAUUAAUAAGCAAGAAAUAAUUCAUUCUGUUAAACAUAAACUUGAAAGCAAGAGUUUUUUUCCUUGUGUAAAACAAAGAAGAGAAAAAAAAUUAGUAUUAUUAUUUAAAAAUAUUCCUAUAACUCAAGAAGAAUUAGUUAAAAAUUUAGAAAAUAUAAAACCAGGCUUGAGCGAAAAACUUAAUACAAAAGAGAUAGAUAUGUUAAUAAUAAACUGA
This is a messenger RNA of Racocetra persica, 1103 nucleotides long. The record is from the annotation of a GenBank genome assembly. NCBI's taxonomy places the organism in Eukaryota, Fungi, Glomeromycota, Glomeromycetes, Diversisporales, Gigasporaceae.